Manacus vitellinus (golden-collared manakin) is the source of this 365-nucleotide messenger RNA. RefSeq names its product chromobox protein homolog 1. The annotation marks the transcript as partial. Gene Ontology annotation, cellular component: pericentric heterochromatin. The record is from RefSeq and is a predicted model, not a curated record. NCBI's taxonomy places the organism in Eukaryota, Metazoa, Chordata, Aves, Passeriformes, Pipridae. Gene Ontology annotation, biological process: negative regulation of transcription by RNA polymerase II; chromatin organization. Gene Ontology annotation, molecular function: chromatin binding. The transcript has 2 exons.
UCCCCUCGCAGCAGCGUCGCCCGAAAGCUGAAAAGCUGGCCAGCACAAUGGGAAAAAAACAGAACAAGAAGAAAGUGGAAGAGGUCCUAGAGGAAGAGGAGGAGGAGUAUGUGGUGGAGAAGGUCCUGGAUCGGCGGGUGGUGAAGGGAAAGGUGGAAUAUCUGCUCAAGUGGAAAGGAUUCUCGGACGAGGACAACACCUGGGAGCCCGAGGAGAACCUGGACUGCCCCGACCUCAUCGCAGAGUUCCUGCAGUCCCAGAAAACCGCCCACGAGAGCGAGAAAUCCGAGGGCAGCAAACGCAAAGCGGAGUCGGACACGGAGGACAAGGGGGAGGAGAGCAAACCAAAGAAGAAGAAGGAGGAG